ACUUCAUAGGUACAUUGAUCAUGACUAGCAGAUGACCCCUUUUAAUUUUCAGGUCACUAGGUCAAAGGUCAAGGUCACAGUGACUCGAAAUAGUAAAAUGGUUUCCGGAUGAUAAGUCAAGAAUGCUUACACCUAGGAUCAUGAAACUUCAUAGGUACAUUGAUCAUGACUGGCAGAUGACCCCUAUUGAUUUUCAGGUCACUAGGUCAAAGGUCAAGGUCACAGUGACAAAAAACGUAUUCACACAAUGGCUGCCACUACAACUGACAGCCCAUAUGGGGGGCAUGCAUGUUUUACAAACAGCUCUUGUUAUGAUUUAUGUUUAAGUUCCUGCAAAGAAACACGCGAGAAAACAAUCAUUAGACAAGACGACAUUCGAGUGACAAAACGGAUAUGGAGCCUUUCCAAAUUGUUUUUCUGAUGGCGUUGUCCAUACUAUGCCAUAUUUUGGUUCAAAGCAAAAUACGGUUAGAGGAAAUAAGUGGAAGAUGCGGACGAUCUGGAACAUAUACACUUAACUGCCAUGUACUCCAGAUCUUUAAAAAACAUAUUGAACAAUUAAAGUUGCUGAUUUCGCGAUGUUCGUCCUCAGGGGCUUGGAUUCAACUUAUAGCUUUGCUUCAGAAUUCAACGCGUUGGUUGCAGGAGAAUUUUUCAUGUAUAAUGGAAAUAUUCAUUCGUGAAAUGGACAACAACUCGUGCGAACGUGAUAUCAGCCUUUCAGAUGAAAGAAGAGUGCGUGGUGGUACGUGCUUCAUUUGAAGGGCCUGUUAUUGAUUUGAAUCGGACACGAAGACCACAAAUCAGAAUCUAUAUGGACGAACCUCUGGACCGAGCAAUCUCUGAUGGGCGGGUGAAUGAUGUGCAGGAAACUGUUGAUCCUACAGUUGCUCAAUUGAAAUGUCUGCUUCAAAUGAAAAUCAAGAUGGUAGUUAAAUCAUCUGACAUUCGCCCCAGUGCACCAACCGAUUAUUUGAGAGAUUCCAGAGACGACACCACUAAAAAAACGCUCCAUUAUGUUGAUGACAUCAGCAGCACCCUACCGUUAGCCAAUAUCGUAGAAUCCGAUAUUGAACAAACAGACCAUGAGGAGAAUAAGGACUUAAUGCAGCCGGCUUUACCUUUAGAACCAAUACAAGCGAUCGAUCCUUUACGAUCUGAAAACGAAUCGACACUGGAAUCAAUCGGUGUUGAGUUGUCUGCUACCGCUGUGGUGUCGGAUGUUGACCUUGCAACAACCGGAGCGGCACCAAGAACAGACACGAAUGACGUGAUGAUGACGAGAGGGCAAGAAAAUAAAGCAAACGACAUGACAUCAGAAAACCAUUUAGACAUGGCAGAGACAAAUGAGCUGUCAAUGGAAGAAUCGACAAGGACAAGCAGAAGAGGGGUGCCCUCUGGAGUAAACUGGCGGAUCCAACAGCCAGUGAAUACUGUUGAUGUUGAUGAAAACAUCCAACUAAAAACUCGAAGCGACACUCACAUCGCCAAAAAAGAAAACGAGGGCUCCGACCCGAGUGUCAAGAACUUGAACGUGAAGAUUUAUCACGAUACUGCUGAGAACGAUGAAGGAUGAAUACGACAUCCUUAUACAAGUACAUUGAAAAAAUAUAUGAACGGGCCGAUUAUAUCUCACUGAGUUAUCGUUAUAGGUUGGGUGUUGUAUACUGCUUUAGUUAAUGUUAUUGUUAAAUUAAUUAAGUAAAGACGACUAAAUUGUGUUUCGUUUUGUUCUUUUUAUAAUUAUUACAAUAUUGAACCAUUAUAAUGCUUGAUGAUUAUGAUGGUCGUAAUAUUCUAAUAUUAUUAUGUAUGGUUGUUUUAUAAUUCGCUUGCUAUAGUUGUGUGUACAAACUAUUUAGCUGUAGAUUUUGCGACUUUUCUUUUUCUUAUUUGAUUUUCGCUCAACACGUUGAAAAGAUGUGUGUUUUCAUGCGUUUACAAAAAUUAUAUACAUGUAGUUUUAUUUUUUUCGUUAUGUUUGUUUAACUUUGAAAAACAUCCUUACACUUACUUUGUUUUUAUGUUCGUU
This is a messenger RNA of Dreissena polymorpha, 2032 nucleotides long. RefSeq lists its product as uncharacterized. The record is from RefSeq and is a predicted model, not a curated record. The coding region runs from base 725 to 1576 and encodes 283 amino acids. Lineage: Eukaryota; Metazoa; Mollusca; Bivalvia; Myida; Dreissenidae. The transcript is spliced from 9 exons.